Molecule: messenger RNA, 1743 nt
Organism: Exophiala aquamarina CBS 119918
Lineage: Eukaryota; Fungi; Ascomycota; Eurotiomycetes; Chaetothyriales; Herpotrichiellaceae
Exons: 1
Coding region: 1-1743 (580 amino acids)
Source: RefSeq, a predicted model, not a curated record
AUGAAGUGGGCAAAGGGCCUCUUCCACGACCGACAAGAUGUCGUUGAGUACAGGAGUGUACCUGGAGUGGAUCAUGGCGACGAGUUUGAUGGCGAUCAAGCAACGCUCUCGAGACCUAGUAAUUCGCCGUCCUGGCAAUCAUGGCGAUGCCUUGUCCGUCUAUCUGUGACUGCUCGAGUCUCCAUCUUCCUAUCUUUUGUGCUGGUGGCCAGCUUGCUAUAUGUAACGCCUGCUCAUCGGGUGGCGCUGUCAACUUCUGAUUCCACUUCUUCGUCCAGCUUCUUUCACCUUCUCAUCCCAGCAACUUCAAGCGGGGCCGGAUUGUGCAAGAACAUUUUCAGCGCUGCAGCUCUUGACUACCCUACACCCAGACUCAUCAACUGGAAAAUGCAUUACUCGGGCGGAGACCGCUUUGGCGGACUGCAUAUUGCCAAAAUCACGGGGACACUGGACUAUCUGAAGUCCCUAGGCCCUGAAUCAGAUCAAGAAUUGGUCUUGAUGGUCGAUGGAUUUGAUAUGUGGUUCCAACUACCUCCUAUCGUACUUCUCGACCGCUACCAGCGCAUAAUCAAUAGACACAAUGACCGUAUACGCCGCCGUCUGGGCCGAGCCAUGGACAGAGAAGGCGUCAAACAGACAAUCAUCAUGGCUGCCCAGAACAUGUGUUGGCCGCAAGACAACUCGGAGCCCAUCUGCUAUGUUGUCCCUGAUUCAGAACUGGCCCACGACGUCUAUGGCAACGUGACUGACACGGAUUCUCGCCACGCACGUGCGCGUUGGCUGAAUUCAGGCUUUAUGAUGGGCCCUGUGGCCGAUGUAUACAAGCUUCUGAAGGCAGUGCACAAUGUUGCUCUUCAGAAUCCCAGCCGAGGGUCCGAUCAGGCAUCCUUUAACGACGUCUUUGGCCAACAAGAGUACUACCGAGAACUUGUGAGAGAGCGACAUCUCGCGACACUGCAGCGUUUGAUAGCACGUGUGAACAGGGUGUUUGGUCUCGAGGACGAACGCAGCAAAAUGGUCCUCAGCGCCAACUCAACCCUCUUCCCUACCAGCGACACAGCAAAUUCAGACGACUACGAGUUUCAUCUCGGUCCGGACUAUCUAGGAGAGCUCACCAUGACUAUCGAUGGCAGACCUGAGGAUCUAGCUUGGCAUUCUCACUCCAAGCCCGAAGAUGCAGCCAGAUGGUCAAUAGAAAAGGGCAUUCCACCUCCAGUACGUGUCACCAACCUACCAGAUGACAUCGCACGUGCCGUACCUCCUUUUUCCAUCCCGAAGGCCUGGAAGAGUGCCAAACACAAUAACAGUACCCAGACCGAUGACGAUAACGAUGAUGAACGCACUCGUGAAGAAGCCACCCUCGCACAGCGGUCCUGGUCCAGUGUUCCGCUUUAUACUCAUCUCUAUACCGGUGUUGUUCCGUCCACGAUCCACUUCAACCUCCCCAAACACAAUAUGAAUACCGACUGGGACAAGAUGUGGAUGUUCCCACGGCUCCGAGAGCAACUCAGCGCGCGGGUGCUUGCGCCUCGAGCCCCUGUUGCCGUGAUGCCAGAACAAAAGGGUAUCCGCCGGCAGCGGUGGUGGAGCUCCAUUGACAGCAAGGGUGGCAUGAUGGCUGAGAACGCCUCAACUCCUCUAUGGCUGAGCUGGGAGACUCUAUGCAAUUCAGACGAGAUCGAAAACGAGGUUUUCCGCGAUAAGAAGGGUCCGUGGGUCGAUCCGCGGUCCGCAAAGCCUUGA